AUGCUAGCGACUGAAUCAGUGUUCUCAGUGCUUACUUUUUGCGAGGAUGUAGAUGGUGGUGCACAUAGGUUUCUAUUGUCUGGGGUGGAGGACAUCAAUGUUCCAGUUUCUAUGGGUGUAAUGAGUGGUGGUGAAGAACUUAGGAUUGUAGGCCAUUGUCAUGGAAUCAUUUGUGUACACGUAGAUAAUUAUAGUAAGGUGUUUUUGUGGAAUCCGGCAAUUCAGGAAUUCAAGCUUCUUCUCUCGGAGAAAUACUUUACGGAUUGGGAGUCCCUAGUUCAGCAGCGUGCCCCGUAUCUACCAUUAAGUGAUCGGCUCGAAUGGGCCAUGGGAUUUGGCUAUGAUCCUAUAUCUAAAGCUUAUAAAGUUGUUAGCAUUAUAUUUUAUGGUUCGCAAAGGCAUGCUCAUACAUUAUAUUAUGUGGUUAUUUAUCCUCUGAGAGUACAAGUGUACACGCUGGGAAGUAGUGAAGAAUCUUUUUCUUGGAGAGAGAUCAAGACUUGCUCUUUGGAAACAGAAACUACUUUCCUUUGGCCUGAAGGUUUCCAGAUAUACUUGAAGGGGAUGUGUUAUUGGUUGGGAACUGAGCAACAAAAGGAAUUCGUGGAUGAGGAGGAACUUCGAUAUGAAGAAAUGAUAAUAGAAUAUUACGGGGUAAAUUUUUCAUUGUAUUACUUCCUUGAAAUAUAUACAUAUAUAAUCCUUGUUCUACAAGGAAACACUACUCAAUAA
Molecule: messenger RNA, 732 nt
Organism: Prunus mume (Japanese apricot)
Lineage: Eukaryota; Viridiplantae; Streptophyta; Magnoliopsida; Rosales; Rosaceae
Source: RefSeq, a predicted model, not a curated record